Molecule: messenger RNA, 3015 nt
Organism: Aspergillus terreus NIH2624
Lineage: Eukaryota; Fungi; Ascomycota; Eurotiomycetes; Eurotiales; Aspergillaceae
Exons: 5
Coding region: 1-3015 (1004 amino acids)
Biological process (GO): 7-methylguanosine mRNA capping; protein ubiquitination
Cellular component (GO): nucleus
Molecular function (GO): mRNA 5'-cap (guanine-N7-)-methyltransferase activity; zinc ion binding; ubiquitin-protein transferase activity
Source: RefSeq, a predicted model, not a curated record
AUGGCCGACACAACACCGCACUCAGAAGAACCCAUUCCACGCCCAGAACCCACGGAACCUUCACAAGAGAACAAUGACACCACCGCAUCUCCAGCUCCAGCUCAAAACGGCUCCCCCGCCGACAAACAGAAGCCCACUCCACCCGCAGAGCAUCCACUGCCCAAGCGCAGACGCAUGGAAGAGCGACACCAAAAGCCCCGCCGACGCGGCCGAACACCCCCGUCCGCCUACUCCCGCCGGGAUGGAGACGAGCCGAGCGCAACACCCACCCGCAACGACCAAUCGACCCGAUCCCCGUCCCCAGUGCCUCCGCCGCGGUCGCCGACGCCUGAAUCGCAAGCCCGCAAGCGGAAGAGACCCGGCGGCGGCGCGCGAAUGGGUCUCGUAGAUCGGGAGACCCUGCGACGGCGACAGGAGGAGCGCGAGCGCGCGCAGGAGCAGGACGCCAUGCGCUUCUCGCAGAGUCGCGGCGUGACCGACAUCGUCCGCCAGCACUACAACGCGGUGCCGCAGCGUGGACGCGAGUGGCGCAAAACUGAGAGCAAAAUUAAGGGUCUACGCAGCUUCAACAACUGGGUGAAGAGUACUUUGAUCCAGAAGUUCUCGCCGGAUGAGGAGUUUGUCGCCCGGUUUAAUGACACGAAAGACUGGGCGGAUGGCAUUGCUCCGCCGCAGACGGACGAGAAGCGGCUCCUGGUGCUGGAUCUCGGCUGCGGGAAGGGUGGUGACCUGGGAAAGUGGCAGCUUGCGCCGCAGCCUGUGGACCUGUAUGUUGGGCUGGAUCCUGCGGAGAUUUCGAUCGUCCAGGCGCGCGAGCGGUACAGUGGGAUGAGGAACGGCCGGGGACCGCGCGGUCGGCGCCCGCGUCUGUUCCACGCUGAGUUCGCCCCCAAGGAUUGCUUCGGGGAGUGGCUGGGCGACAUUGAGAUCAUCCAACAAGUCGGGAUUGAUCCUAAUGCUGGGCCAGGAGGGUCGGUGAUGAGCUCGCGCUGGGGCGGCGGUGGCUUCGAUGUGGUGACAUCCAUGUUUGCCAUCCACUAUGCGUUUGAGAGUGAAGAGAAGGCCCGACAGAUGCUGCGCAAUGUGGCCGGGUGUCUGAAGAAGGGAGGUCGGUUCAUCGGCGUGUGUCCGAACUCGGAUAUCAUCAGCGCGCGAGUGGCACAGCAGAACGCGAAGCGAAAGGAGCGUGAGUCGGCUGCGAAGAAGGAGGACGCAGAGCCAGAGGAUGGAGAGGUGGAAGAGGAAAACAAGACCGAAUGGGGAAAUUCGAUCUAUCGCGUCCGGUUUCCGGGCGACACGCCUGAAGACGGCGUGUUCCGGCCUCCGUUCGGCUGGAGAUACAGCUAUUUCAUGGAAGAGGCCGUGGAGGAGAUCCCAGAAUAUGUGGUGCCGUGGGAGGCGUUCCGAGCUCUGACGGAGGACUACAACCUCGAGCUGCAAUACCGCAAGCCCUUCUUGGAUAUCUGGCAAGAUGAGAAGGACGAUCCGGAAUUGGGUCCCCUCAGCGAACGUAUGGGCGUCCGCGAUCGCAACACCGGAGCGCUACUCAUGACCGAGGAGGAAAAGGAAGCCGUUGGGUUCUAUCACGCGUUCUGCUUCUACAAGGUACACAACCACCACACCACCCAAUGCAAAAUGCCAACAGCAACACCCUCAAGGGGCCGUCCCCGAUCGACUACCCCACCUCUACCCCCCUACGAACCACCCCUUAUCCCCCUCCACAACACCGGCCACGCCAAACUAAUCACGCUGCUGAAAUCGCAAUCCCUCCGCCAACUAAAAACGCACCUCCAACACGCCGAGGAAAAGCUCACCGACUCCGCCGGCGAGGUCAAUGAGCGUCUCACCGACUCGCGCCUGCGCUACGAGAAGCAGAAAGAGCGGCGCCGCGCUCGUCGCCCACGGCAAAAUGACAGCGGCGAGCAGGCCGAGUCUGCGGCCGCGGCGCUGGACGACGCAGACGACAACGACGACGGGGACGAGGAGCACGAGCGGCUGAUGCAGCUGGAGGAACAGGUGACCGGCGUGACGGGACAGUUGGAAGCUGCCAUGCGCAGGACCAUCGAUGCGGAGGUGAAGGUCGAUUCGUUGGCGGGCGUUAUGGGGCGGUUCGAGACGGAGGCAGAGCAGGCGAGUCUUGCGCCGCGGCGGGCGACGCGGCGGACGAGACGGCACAUAAAUGCGGACGAAGAUGGAGACGACGACGGCGACGGUGAUGAUGCGGAUUAUGACCCCGCGGAGGGCGAGGGCGCCGAGGCGCCGAGCCAGAAGCUGCAGACGAGUCUGGCGGAGAGCAACGCCCGCUGGGACGGACUGUCGCUGACCGAGAGAUACGCGACCAACAACGCCUAUAUCGGCUUCUACCGGAUCAUCCACGAAGCCAAACACCCCGGCGACGACAUCCCGCCGCUCCCGCACGCCUCGACGUGGUUCAUGCACCUGGAAGAGCCGGCCGGCGCCGCCGCGGACGAGCACGGGCAACGCACGCGCACACGGGGUGGCCAACGCGCUCGCAGCGCGUCCCCCGCCGACUCGGACGACAUCGCCAUCGAGCGCGAGCGCAUCUCGCUCAAGUGCCCUCUGACACUGCUGCCGUUCCGCGACCCCGUGACCAGCACGAAAUGCCCGCACAGUUUCGAGCGUGAGGCGAUUGAGGGCAUGAUCGCGUCGAGUGCGACCACGGCGCCCGCGCCCGCGGGGAGUCGUGCGCGCCGCGUGCGCUCCGUCAAGUGUCCCGUGUGCUCGGAGGUGCUCACGGCCGCCGAUCUGCGGAGUGACCCGGUGCUGCUGCGGCGCGUGCGGCGGGCCGAGGCGGCGACGCGGCGUGAGGCGGAGGAGGAGGAGCUGGACGUCGAGGGCGGGCGGCAGAGACGGCGGAAGAGUCGGGGUGGGAUCAUGUUGGGGAGCGAUGAUGUUGUGGAGGAGGAGAGCUCUGUCCGUCACCGGGCGGCGCCGGACCCCGUGCGGGUCAAACGGGAACGGCUUAUGUCUACGCCUGCGAAUGAGCAGGGUUGA